This is a messenger RNA of Amphibalanus amphitrite, 6107 nucleotides long. RefSeq names its product zinc transporter ZIP11-like. Lineage: Eukaryota; Metazoa; Arthropoda; Thecostraca; Balanomorpha; Balanidae. Gene Ontology annotation, molecular function: zinc ion transmembrane transporter activity. Bases 120 to 1112 code for a protein of 330 amino acids. Gene Ontology annotation, biological process: zinc ion transmembrane transport. The record is from RefSeq and is a predicted model, not a curated record. The transcript is spliced from 10 exons. Gene Ontology annotation, cellular component: membrane.
UUUUUACGUGUUUUUGUUGUGGGCGGUUUCUCUGUGAUAGGAAGGUGGUGCAGCCUGCAGGCUCUCAGAGCAAUAUUCAGCAAAUUAUCAAGUCACCUAGACUUGAGAAAUCUGGUGCCAUGAUUGCUGGAGUCUCGCCCCUCGGCCAGACAUUUCUGGGCACCCUCUUCACGUGGGGUGUCACAGCUCUGGGUGCUGGACUAGUCUUUGUACUGUCUGGAUCACAUCAUGAUGUCUUGGACGCCAGCCUGGGGUUUGCAGCUGGCGUGAUGACGGCAGCUUCGUUCUGGUCCCUCCUGGAGCCGGCCCUGCAGAUGGCAGAGACAUCUGGCGGAUACGGCGCGAACGGAGAGUUCGCGUUUCUGCCGGUGGCGGUGGGCUUCCUGGCGGGCGCCAUGUUUGUUUCGGGAGCCGAUGUUAUGAUGAAGAGAUUUGGAGUGGAUUCGUCUUCGCUGAUGCUAGCGUCUCUGGAUGACGGCGAAAGAGAGCAUCGCAGCCGACGACGAAUGGACAGCGAACGGGGCGAGGAUCUGGUCGAAAACAGCGGCAUGCUGUCAGAUGGCCUGCGUCAGCGCCGUACUCUGGGUAAAGGGAACGGCGAUGGCGCGUCUGCCGGGCUGGAUAGCCGGGAGGAGGAAGACCUGUCUGCCCGCUGGAGGCGCAUCCUGCUACUGAUCAUCGCCAUCACAGUGCAUAAUAUUCCCGAGGGACUGGCGGUGGGUGUCGGGUUCGCCGCUGCCGGGAAAACGGCGGGCGCCACCUUCGAGAAGGCCAGGAAUCUAGCAGUCGGUAUCGGCAUUCAGAAUUUCCCUGAGGGACUGGCGGUCAGUCUACCCCUGCGAGGGGCGGGCAUGUCCAGCCGGCAGGCCUUCUGGUACGGGCAGCUGAGCGGUAUGGUGGAGCCCGCCGCCGGAAUGCUAGGGGCCGUCGCCGUCUCACUCGCAGAGCCGCUCCUACCGUAUGCUCUCAGUUUCGCCGCUGGAGCCAUGAUAUACGUGGUGUUUGACGAUAUUGUGCCCGAGGCGCAGACGUGCGGGAACGGUCGCCUGGCCUCCUGGGCUGCCAUCGUCGGUUUCCUCAUCAUGAUGUGUCUGGAUGUCGGCCUCGGCUAGCGGUGACCACAGCUGCUGCGUCAUCUGCCGGAACAUGACGUCCUGGGAUGGACUUAAGGUUACCUCGCCUUACGGCCUCUACAUAAAGGGCGACUUGGGUGUGAAGAUGUUAAAAAGAGACCUUGGGCUCCCAAGGGAUGAUGUCCAGUUGUGGGGAUGAAGUGGGAAUAGUUUGGGAAAGUUUGAAAGAACGUGAAGUUGGUUUUGGUUUGUGACUUUUAGUUGUGUGACGAAUGCCGAAUGGUGCCUAGUGCCUACCUUAUUGUUGCAUUUGUUGGAGCUGGUUUUGGAAAGGCCGCAAGCGAUCAUUCGUUGGCUUCAUAUUACAUGAUAAACCUCUUGCGAUGCACGGCAGUCCAGGGGACCAAAAAGCUCGAAGUUGAAUGUGACAUUUGUUGCGAAUUUCAGUCAUUUGAGUAUAAUCAUUUGAUGACUCAAAUCACCUGCACACUUAUUUCUUCCCUUCGAUCUAAUGGAGAGCAUUUUUUCUCAAAAUGGAUAUGAAAUAAUGUCAUUGAUUUGAUGGAACCAUCCAUUCAUUCUUCUUGCAACGAUUUUAAAUGAGUUUACUUUCAUGAAUGUAAACAUGCUGCAUAAAAGAUCUCAUCGGAACAAAACAUUGCCUACCAAAACAAUACUACUCCGCUCCAGCUCUGAAUCAUUUACCGGAAGCUACUUUACUAUGAUAAAUAAUUGUUGUAUCUCUGUUAUAAUGUUGAAAAAAUCGGAUUGUCAUAAUCCAGGCACGUCACAUUUUCUGGGGCGUCCUAGUCAUCAUCAUCACAUCACAUUUAUUUGCAUCACACACACAAUGUGAGGUGACAAGGUGAGGUGACAGUUAUAACAAGUAGCAGUACAUAUACAUUGGGCCAGGUAGGUACAUACAUUAAUGCCUGCAGAACAAUGCUAGGCCACGCAAGGACAUUCACAAGAGCCAAUCAUUGGACAUUCUAAAACCAUCGAUAGUACCUAUACUUUAGUUCAAGUUGUGUGCCUGGUGCUUUCAUUUGUGACUGUUAUGAGCCUAAGAAUUUUACGCGAAUGAGAGCAAGUGCUGUUGAGCAGGAAUUUGAUUGUGUCCACAAUUCCAUCAUUCAUACAAGAGCCACGAAUAAGCUCACCAUCAAUAUUGCCACAUGCUAUGUUCAUUGUAACUUCAAAAUUAUUAUUUCCGAGGCUAUGUGUAAAGCUCAAGAAUGAUCCGUCUAACUCUGAAGGCGUAGUAGCUAGAACAGCAAGGCUGCGAAUCAUUAUCUGCUUAAGCCUAUGAUCCGAGCGAAACAGAUGAGCAAAGCCGCGAAGCGUAAGCGAUCGGAGAAGCUCUUGAACCUUAGGAAUGCCAAGCGCUGACAUUAGGGCAGAAUGAUGAGCAUACACAGGGAGCCCAAUGACUGCCUUUAUACUAGAAGAUUGAAAUAAUUCCAGGUUACUUAUGUCAGCAGCUCUCAGUGGAGCAACGAUGCUCCCAGAUGUCAAAGAAGGGGCUACAAUCGUGCGCCAUAGAAAAGCUUUGUCUAAAGCAGACAUAGCCUUGCUAAACAUUCCUGCAGGUGUAAGCCCGUAAAAAGCUCCACGGGCACGUCUUACUCGAGACCGCGCAUGCGCGGAGCCACGUAAAUCAGUGCUGAUGGUCACACCUAGAUGCUGUGUUUCAGAGCGGAUAGAUAACUGCUGACCGGCUAACUGCCAUGUAGGCAGCUCAGCUAAAUGUUCAGCACCAAAGACAAGGCAAUGACUUUUAGUUUUAGACUGAUCAGGGUGAGUGAAUUCAAGUCUCCAAGUGCCCGCGAACUCCCCCACAAUGCUUAAAAGAUGGCCAAGACUCAUGGAGUUCGUAGAAACAAGCAUUAUGUCGUCAGCGUAACAGAUCGAGGGGACAUGAUAUCCCAUUAGUUCAGCCCCAAGUCCACUAUGAUCAAGAGUCUGUAUUAAGGGACGAAAAAAUAUGUUAGCCAGUACUGGGGAAAGGAUGGCCCCUUGCCUCGUUCCACGUUCUAGUGGGAAACUGUCGGAACGAAUGCCCAUAAAGUCAAUUUUGGCAGUAAGCUUGCGAUACCACGAGAGAAGCAGACACCACGAGCGAUUCUCAAGCAGAUUAAGAAGACGAUAGAAAAGACCGUCAUGCCAAAUGCGGUCAAAACACUUUCUGGCGUCUAAAUUAGCGACGAAUACAGGAGAUCCCCUUCUUAGGUGCCACUGGACAGUCUCAGAAAACAAAAGAGAGGCUUCGGCUGUUCCACGCUGUGGAACAAAUCCAAACUGUAGAUCGUGUGGAACGAACGAUGUUUCAAUUUCCUCUAAAACCAUUAUCUCUAACAAUUUAGAGAAAGUUGAAAUAAGUGAAAUUGGUCUAUAAUUGUCCAUAUCACUUGGGUCAAGUCCAGUUCUUUUAAGCAAAGGCUUGAUGAUGCUGGUUGCAAAUGAUGAAGGGACAUCCAAUCUAGCAAAGCAAGCUGUAAGGAGGUGAGCUAACAUGGCAAGCAGUUCAGGCGUGGAGCCAUACAGCAGGUGCUCUGUGGUGAUUCCGUCUGCUCCUGGAGCAGAAUUACGCCUAAGGCGCAAUAUAAAUCGGGAAACAUCCGAUGCGGUAACAAUACGAGGUUCGUCACCAUUGCACCCAGCCUCUAAACGAGCAGAUACAGCAUCGCGGAUCCAGUGCUGGUUUGGUGACAAUUCAGCUACAUUGUCCUGAUGAAUACGAGAAAAAUGGGAUCUGAAGCUGUCUGCGUCUACGGAGCAUUCAGCAACCGUCACACCUCUCCGAGCUCUACUAACAUGUCGCCAAAAGGAGCCUAAACUUUCCCCACGGCGAAGCUUGUGUAACAGCCGUGCCUCAUGAUCAAUUUUCGAUCGAGACGCAUGCUUCCGCUCGCGCCGGUAGGCCCGUCUUGCUUCGCGAUAGCAGUUGUGCACAUGCGUGUAUAGCCGCUUACCAGAUUCAUGCCAGAGGUAAAGCCAAAACCGGGCUCUAUCACGCGCUGAGGAAACGCGGGGGUUCCACCAUUUUUUAGCAGGACGUCUCGGCUUUGCACACCCAGAUUCACGAGCUGCAGCAUGAAUGCAAGAGCUGAUAAAUGUAUCUAAUCUAUCCAGUUCUAUAGAGCUGCCUAAUUGUGGCGAAGCUACCAAGUAAGUCGCAAGUAACGUUUUAUAAUGGUCAAUAGCUUCUUCAGAAUUCCAAAUAGGGACAUAAGAGAGGACAGAGGGAUCAAAUCUGCGAACUGGAAGGCAAGAUACAGCAGCAAGUCGCAAAUGUAGACUUAAUGUGGCAAUGACUGGAAGGUGAGGGCUGAGGUUAUCAAUUGAUGAGCUAAGAAUCAUACAAUUCGUUAGAGAUGGAAGCAAACACUGUGGCACAACAAUGUGAUCAAUGUGUGAGGAGCCACCUGCCCUAUCAUAAGUGACAGACUGUUUCUGAGGAAACUGGAAUUCGGACACAACCAAAUGGUGAUCAUCAAGUAGCUCCUGCAUAAGAGCGCUGAGUGGUGAGAAACCACGCAAAUUCUGCCAGCCGUUAGGCCUGUGAACACUGGCCAAUCUUGGUAAGGCGCAGUUAAAAUCCCCUACAAGAAGCACAGGGGAUGCAGAGCGAUAUGCGGUAAUAAUUGCAUCUAGUUUGCCUAGCAAUUCAGCGUAACGUAAUUUGCUGUCACUGGUCGAGUCCCAGAAUGGCAUAUAACACCCAAUUACCGUCAAACAAGGACCCGAAUUAUCAUAUACAGUGACACCACAUAGCCUUACAUCUUCACACAGUACUUGGCGGUAGCGCAGCCCAGGGCGACCGCGACAAAUAAAUGCUACCCCUCCGUGUCGUCUACCAGCAUAGGGACCAGGCGGGUGUUCCAUGGCUGAUUCUUGUACACAAAAGUAAUUGCCUUGGCGAUGUUCAAGAAGCAGCCUAGGCAACAUACAUUGUUCUGAACUGGCUAGCCAAGUUUCGCAUAGAAACAAUAAAUCGCGUGUACUGACUAGUGUACUGACAGCCCAAUUUCAUGUUUGUGUGGUGCGUGCCAGUUUCGCCAUUCCUAGUGCGAAUUGCAUGCAUUCCUUUUGAAAUAAUUCACCCAAAAUGUGUGCUUUGAAAUUCUUCCAAGCUUCAUCCGUUGUUCAUCCCUUGAAUCUGCUUAUUUAAUAAUGGUAUAUCGCUUCAAAUGCGUUGGAAAAAAUGCACGUGGAAAUUCUGUAAAGUACAUAUUAUCCGGUAUAUCAUGACAAUUUUCAAAAUUUUGCAAAAUAUUUGUCUUGUCCUGGAUUUGCAUAUGCUCUUCGAAGUAUAUGCCAUCGUUAAAUAGGCAGAGCAUACUAUAUAUGUAUAGUGUGGUUUGCCGCAAUUUGUGUCUGGGUGGGAUUUUAUUUCCGAAUUACAUUGUGUUUCGUCUGCGUGUUUGCUAGAAUAGGAUGCUGUUUAUUUUGCUGUGAUAUAAAAUGAUAAGUUGGCUCUUGUGGAAAAGUUCUAGACGCUUCUGAGUGUGAACUGAGAGUGAAAGCACCGUGCCUUUUCGUGUUUACAAAAUAUUGAUAUCGCUACAUUCCAAGUGUCCUUACUGUUGGCAACAUCCAUAAGGCCUUUGUUCACAUGGAUGUGAAACGUUAUUGCACAUUUUUCUUAUUCUUUGUAUGACAAAUUGUUUUUUUAUUUGAGUUACCCGAAGGUAGAUGUCUCAACUCAACUUCAUCACUAAGUUUCAUUUCAUUCGAGGUGCAAUAUUUGAAGUACUGCAAUAUUUUAUUGACAUGCAUAGCUUGUUUGUAAGCAAUGCUUAAAAUGUAAUGGUUUUUCGAUGAGAUGUUGAUUUCAUCUCACUUUCGGCCUGCUUUUCGCUUUAUGCUAAUCAUUGUUACCAUUAUCGUUAAAUUCGUGUGAGAGUCUUACGAGGUGAAAGUUAUUCCAAGAUUACAAGGUGCUCAUUGGCCAUGCGUAUGAGAUGUGUUCUUACUGGUGGACGUACCAAUCAACUGUGCCAGACAUGACCAAAUACACGACAACCGAAUCAA